AUGGUAUCACUGGCGCUGUGGGUUCUGCUGCUGCUGCCGAAUCCACUGAUGUGCCAGGCUCACAAUGCCCAAUGCACCAUCAGCGAGUCGCUCGCAAGUCUUCACAAAUAUUAUCAAGAAGGAGAUCUCAUCAUUGGGGGAAUCAGUUCUCAUAUCUAUGCCCCUUCAGAAGUGAUGUCUUUCACUCGUCAAUCCAAUUAUAUGGCGUAUGAUCAUCCUGUUGUACGGACUAAGCACUAUCAACAUGCCCUGGCUGUGGCUUUCGCUGUGAAUGAAAUCAAUGAAAACCUCCAGAUCUUACCAAAUGUCACCUUGGGUUUCCACGUCUGUAACAGCUACUUCAAUGCAAGAAUGACCUAUCGUGCCACAAUAGAACUUCUCUCUACAAAGAAUGGAGUUCUCCCCAACUACAAGUGUGACUUCCAAAACAAUCUCAUAGCAGUCAUUGGAGGACUGGAAGCUGAAACGUCCCUCUCUAUAACAACUCUGUUAGCCAUCUAUGACAUCCCACAGACACCACCCCUUUCUGUCUGCAGUGAAAGUUGCCAUCCAGGUCAGAGGAAGAAAAUGAAGGAGGGGGAGCCAUUCUGUUGCUACGACUGCGUUCCGUGUCCGGAAGGGAAGAUUUCAGAGAAGCAGGACUUGGAUGACUGCAUCACUUGCACAGAAGAUCGCUAUCCAAACAUGGGACAGUCCCAGUGUGUUCUCAAAGGCGUCGAUUUCUUGUCUUACGAAGAGCCAUUGGGGGUCACUUUAGUGACUUUUGUCCUUCUCUUUUCUUUCAUCACAGUUUGGGUGCUCGGAAUCUUUAUCAAGCACCGUGGCACCCCCAUUGUCAGAGCCAACAACAGGAACCUCACCUACGCUCUCCUUAUCUGCCUCCUCUUCGGCUUCCUUUCUGCUUUGCUAUUCAUUGGUCAGCCAGCUCGGGUGUCAUGUCUCCUCCAACAAAGCCUUUUUAGCCUGGUCUUCUCGGUUGCCAUUUCUUGUGUGCUGGCAAGAACGGUCACAGUGGUUCUGGCUUUUCUGAGCAUCCAGCCAGGGAGCAGCAUGAGGAAGUGGGUGGGGAAAAAAGUGGGCAACUCUAUUGUGAUUUCCUGCUCCUUUUUCCAAGCGGCAAUUUGCUGUGUGUGGCUGGCAACUUCUCCCCCAUUCCCUGAUGCUGACGAGCGCUCAGAGGCCGCAACAGUCGUACUGGAAUGCAAUGUAGGGUCUGUCACCAUGUUUUACUCUGCCCUUGGUUAUAUGGGCUUCCUGGCCUUUGUUAGCUUCGUGGUGGCUUUCGUGGCCAGGAAGUUACCUGAUAGUUUUAAUGAAGCCAAAUUUAUCACUUUCAGUCUAUUGGUCUUCUGCAGUGUGUGGUUGUCCUUUGUUCCAACCUACUUGAGCACCAAGGGGAAAUACCUGGUGGCCGUGGAGAUCUUCUCCAUCUUGGCCUCCAGUGCCGGACUUCUAGGUUGCAUCUUUGCCCCCAAAAGUUACAUUAUUAUUCUGAGGCCUGACCUGAACCACAGGGAACAGCUGAUAAGAAGGAAAGGGCAGUAA
This is a messenger RNA of Eublepharis macularius, 1545 nucleotides long. Its product is annotated as vomeronasal type-2 receptor 26-like. The transcript has 4 exons. Gene Ontology annotation, molecular function: G protein-coupled receptor activity. Bases 1 to 1545 code for a protein of 514 amino acids. The record is from RefSeq and is a predicted model, not a curated record. Gene Ontology annotation, biological process: G protein-coupled receptor signaling pathway. Gene Ontology annotation, cellular component: membrane. NCBI's taxonomy places the organism in Eukaryota, Metazoa, Chordata, Lepidosauria, Squamata, Eublepharidae.